Haemonchus placei is the source of this 792-nucleotide messenger RNA. The record is from the annotation of a GenBank genome assembly. NCBI's taxonomy places the organism in Eukaryota, Metazoa, Nematoda, Chromadorea, Rhabditida, Trichostrongylidae.
AUGAUGUUAAUGUUACGAAAAAAUAGUGAUGAUGUCUUUUAUCCACCACAACAACGACGUACUUCGUCGAAGAAACGAGCUCAAUCGCACAAGGAGACGAAAAAGCAACGGAAACCAACUGAAAGCCCAACGCCGCCACCAUCACAACCACCACCGCAGCCGCUUUCCGGUGAUGGCGAACGGGAACAGAAACGAAAAAGAUCACCACGGAAGUUAAGCGAAGCCCUAAGGAAUCCUAGAGAAAUGCUUUUGCGAAAGAAGAAAUCCCUGGGAUCCACCUUAUCAUGGGAUCCUGCUCAACCUCCAUCUCCUGCACCCAGUCAUUCAUCUGUCGAUCAACGUAGUCGAAUUCAUUCUGAUGGUUCAGAUAUUCUUAGUGGUGACGAUGCUAACGACAAAGAUGGCCAACCUAAGGUCAACAUCGAAGGACCACGAUUUGAAUUGGAGACCUCCUGUGGGCAUUGUUUGUUGGUGGCCGAAUAUCGGAGUGAGUUACUGAAAAACGAAAUUGAAAGUGCAGUGAAACUGCUAGCCAGACGUCUUGGAUCCACCCCACGGACCCGAAUGCCCUUACAAGGAAUGCCCAACAUUGUCGUCUCAUCGAUAUCAUCCGAUGAAGACGACUAUUUAUCAUCGGAACGUCAGAACAGCAGUGAUCGUACCUCAUCAUUGCAGACUUCUGAGGCCAGACAUCUCUUGGCCAUUUUUCUUUUCCAACUGGAACCUUCGAAUCUGCACCCUGAGGGCACAAAUCCAAUAAUUUCAGUAAAACUGGUACUGGAUCGAUUCUAA